This is a messenger RNA of Nelumbo nucifera (sacred lotus), 2972 nucleotides long. RefSeq names its product Tetratricopeptide repeat (TPR)-like superfamily protein. Gene Ontology annotation, biological process: RNA modification. Gene Ontology annotation, molecular function: RNA binding; zinc ion binding; protein binding. The record is from RefSeq and is a predicted model, not a curated record. Lineage: Eukaryota; Viridiplantae; Streptophyta; Magnoliopsida; Proteales; Nelumbonaceae.
UAUAUGAUUGAUGAACACAAAAUUAUAUGAUAAAGAUGACGAGUAGGAUGAGGAUUACGAUUUUCAAAGGCAGUUGAGAUCAGACGGUCAACAAUUGUGCGUGUGUCCAAUUUUAAUGGGCUCACUUAGCUUGGCAGUUGGAAGUUGGAACUCUACUCCCUCAGCGCUAGGAACAGAAAAGGCGGGAAAGGGGGUUAUGAACAGAUUGCGUUGUCGACCGUUGUGCUCUCCUCUCAAAUCAUGUCUCCAACGCAUCCACCUAGAUUCAGUCCAACAAACUCAAUUCCCUCUCCACUCUACUGCUGCUUCCUUUCCCUCCAUUUUUGUUUCAAAUCGACUUUUGGAUGAUUUGUCUAAAUCGGGGCGGGUUGAUGAAGCUCGCCAAUUGUUUGACCAAAUGCCAUGUCGGGAUGAUUUCUCUUGGAACACCAUGAUCUCCGCGUAUGCCAGAUUGGGUCGACUAACCGAGGCGCGACAGCUCUUCGAUCAAACUCCAACCCAGACUUCAAUCACUUGGUCCGCCCUCAUUUCUGGUCAUGCUCGUCAGGGGGAUGGGCUGGGAGCGCUUGAAUUAUUUUGCCAAAUGCGGUCAGAUGGGCUGCAGCCGAAUCAGUAUACGCUGGGCAGCGUCCUUCGUGCAUGUUCAGUCUCUUUUAUGCUUCGAAGAGGGGAACAGAUUCAUGCCCAUGCGAUAAAGACUCGAUUUGAUUUAGACAUUUUUGUUGUCACAGGGCUUGUCGACAUGUAUGCCAAGUGUCAGCAAAUUUUGGAUGCAGAGUAUCUAUUCAACAUGAUGCCUGAUAAAAAAAACCAUGUUUUGUGGACUGCUAUGGUUACUGGGUACUCACAAAACAACUAUGAGCUUAGAGCAAUGCAGUGUUUUCGAGACAUGAGAGCAGAAGGUGUUAGGUCAAACCAGUUUACCUUUCCGAGUGUAUUGACCGCUUGUGCAGCACUUUUGGAACGUUGGUUUGGAAUGCAGGUGCAUGGUUGCAUAAUUCGGACUGGUUUUGGGGUCAACGUAUUUGUUGAAAGUGCAUUGCUUGACAUGUAUGCAAAAUGUGGAGACUUGAAUAGUGCAAGGAGAGUGUUGGAAAGUAUGGAGGUCGAAGAUAUUGUUUCUUGGAAUUCUUUGAUUGUUGGGUGUGUGAGGCAGGGGUUUGAAAGAGAAGCUAUAUCCUUGUUUAAGAAAAUGCACAUGAGAAAUAUGAAGAUUGAUGAUUUCACGUAUCCAUCUGUACUGAACUCACUUGCUUCCGUUAUGGAUGUAGAACAUGCCAAGUGCGUUCAUUGUUUGAUUGUAAAAACUGGUUUUGAGGCUUACAAACAUGUGAGCAAUGCUCUCAUUGAUGUGUAUGCAAAGCAAGGUAACUUAAAUUGCGCUUUCAGUGUGUUCCACAGAAUGCCUGAACAAGAUGUUGUCUCAUGGACUUCACUCAUCACUGGCUAUGCACACCAUGGCUUCUAUGAAAAUGCACUCAAGCUGUUCUGUAACAUGAGAAUUGUGGGCAUUGAUCCAGAUCAAUUUGUCAUUGCCAGUAUUUUAAGUGCCUGUGCUGAACUAACAAUUUUGGAGUUUGGACGGCAAGUUCACGCAAACUUUAUUAGAUGUGGCCUCAAGUCUUCUUUGUCAGUAGAUAAUUCACUUGUUACCAUGUAUGCAAAAUGUGGGUGCAUAGAGGAUGCUCAUCAAGUCUUUGAUUCGAUGCUGAUGCGGGAUGUGGUUUCUUGGACGGCUUUGAUUGUUGGCCAUGCACAGAAUGGUAGGGGUGAACACUCUUUAAAGCUCUAUGACCAGAUGAUCCUAAAUGGAAUAAGACCUGAUUAUGUUACUUUCAUUGGCUUGCUAUUUGCCUGCAGCCAUGCAGGCCUUGUGGAGGAUGGUUGCCGUUACUUUGAAUCCAUGGGUGAUGUUCAUGGCAUAACACCAGGACCCGAACACUAUGCCUGUAUGAUUGACCUUCUUGGAAGAUCUGGAAAAAUUGCCAAAGCAAAGGAGAUUCUUGAAAAAAUGACCAUCAGACCUGAUGCAACAGUAUGGAAGGCAAUGCUGGCAGCAUGUAGAAUCCAUGGAAACUUGGAACUGGGCGAGAGGGCAGCAAUGAACCUUUUUGAAUUGGAACCUGCAAAUGCUGUGCCUUAUGUGCUUCUAUGUAAUAUGUUUUCUGCAGCUGGUAGAUGGGAUGAUGCUGCGAGCAUACGGAAACUGAUGAAGUCAAGAGGAAUUUGUAAAGAGCCAGGAUGUAGUUGGAUGGAGAUCAACAGCAAAGUGCAUACCUUUACAGCUGAAGAUAGGAGCCAUUCAAGGAUGUCAGAGAUAUACUCCAAGGUUGAUGAGAUCAUGAGCUUAAUUAAGGAAGCUGGAUAUGUGCCAGACAUGAACUUUGCACUCCAUGACAUGGAUGAGGAGGGUAAGGAGCUUGGCCUCACCUACCACAGUGAGAAGUUGGCUGUUGCUUUUGGGCUUCUCAGUGUGCCUCGUGGAGCACCUAUUCGGAUUUUCAAGAACCUCCGUGUCUGUGGGGACUGUCACACUGCUAUAAAGUUCAUAUCAAGAGUCUUUCAACGGCAUAUUAUCUUGAGAGAUUCAAACUGCUUUCAUCACUUUAGUGAGGGCAGAUGUUCUUGCAGGGAUUAUUGGUAGAAUUGUCAAAUGGUUACCCCUUCCACCAGUGAUCUUCAAGCUAUUUUGGUAGUCAUGCCAUGGUUAUGAAAAUAUAUUCAAGUUAAUUCCUGCUAAAUUGGAGUUUGAGUGGCCAGUCUCUAGUGGUUGAAGUAAUUCAUUAUUUGAAACACCAUUCUCCUUUUUCAUUUGUUAUUCAGCAUUCUAAUUUUGUACAAAAUUAAGUGCUCUCUCUCUUUGAUGUACCAACCUAAGGAGAGAUACAAUGCAGACUGAAACCUGUCUGACCUGGAUAAAAUUGGUCCAGAAGUAACAUAAUAUACAGUUAAAAGUUCAGCCAAGUGGCUUA